AGCAUUGCUUUGUGAUUUUGGCACUCAGUCCAGCUGUCACCAUGAAGCUCAAACUGCUGCUGCUGCUCCUCUUUCUCUGUACCUUUAUCAUACCAGCAAAGUUAGGAAAACACGAGAAACAUAAUGGGCAUGGCAAAAAGGACACAAAGGAGAAGCCAGAAGAAAAGCAUGGCCAUAAAGCUGGAAAACAUCACAAAAGAGUUGAGGAAUUGCUGAAGGACUAUGAUGACCAAGAUGACAGCCAUGAUGAUGAAGAUGAGGAAAGAGGAGAAUGGCUGUUUGAGCUUCAAGAUGUCAAAGGAAACUGUAAACCAAACCCAUGCCUCAAUAAGGGAUUAUGUGAGGAGAAGCAUGGGAAGUUCAAGUGUAGAUGUCCCAAACCCUACAAAGGUCGUAGAUGUGAGAAAGUUACACCGGUCUGCAAGCGGAACACAUGUGGAUAUGGUCAGUGCGUUCUAACUUCGACUCCUCCUCACUACGAGUGCAAGUGUACAGCGCCCUUCAAACCUCCCCACUGCAAACUAAUUGCUCCAUGUGAAGCCAAUAUAUGUCUGAAUGGAGGGACUUGUGUAAAAGAUGGACAAGACUUUGACUGUGUCUGCAAAGCAGGUUUCACUGGCAAAUUCUGUCAUGUUGGUCCCGAUGAUUGCUAUGAAGGAAACGGAGAGUCCUACCGAGGAAAGGUUUCAGAAACAGAUGAUGGAGAUGACUGUCUGUUCUGGAAUUCACACUUCAUUCUGGGUCAGGGAAUAAAUCCCUUCACUACUUAUGAGGACGCUCAUGGCCUCGGUCGUCACAACUUCUGUAGAAAUCCAGAUGGUGAAAAGAAGCCAUGGUGCUUCACAAAAUCAGGAAAGAAACUAAGAUGGGAUUACUGUGAUGUGAAAAAAUGUGCCACCACCAAUGUAACAAGACCAACUUCAGGAAGUCAUGUACCAGAAGCCCUCAAGCCAUGCCCCACACCAGCAAGCCAUGUCCCAGCAAGCCUCACACCAGAAAGUCAUGUCCCAGCAGACCUCACACCAGAAAGUAAUGUCCCAGCAAGCCCCACACCAGAAAGUCAUGUCCCAGUAAGCCCCACACCAGAAAGUCAUGUCCCAGUAAGCCCCACACCAGAAAGUCAUGUCCCACUAAUCCCCACACCAGCAAGCCAUGUCCCACUAAUCCCCACACCAGCAAGCCAUGUCCCAGCACCACCAAAACCUGGAAGCCAUGCCCCAGCAGUUGUAACAAUGGAUAGUCAGUUUGCGACCUGUGGCAAACCCCAACCGACGAAAGUGAUGCACCGUAUCUAUGGAGGUCUGAAGACGCUUCCUGGUGCCCAGCCCUGGCAGGCUUCCGUGCAGGUUCGACCCACUGGCACGGGCCUGAGCUUCAAACAUAUCUGUGGAGGCAUUCUGAUUAAGUCAUGCUGGGUGUUGACUGCAGGACAUUGCAUUGAUAAGACAAAAGAUUAUCAAGUGGUUCUGGGAGGAACUGAUUUAUUGAAGUAUGAGGAAUCUGAGCAGGUGCUGGAGGUUGUGGAGCCCAUCCUCCAUGAACAAUACAAAGAAACAAGAGAUUCAGUCUACAAUGAUAUCGCUCUGCUCAGACUCAAAGCCAAAAAUGGGAAGUGUGCAGAGGAAAGCCAGUUUGUAAAGACGGCCUGCCUACCACGUGAAACUUUUCCUGAUGGGACCGAGUGUAGCAUCUCUGGAUGGGGAGCCACUCCACAGUCACAGCAUGGUUCAAAUCAGUUGCUGGACGCUGACGUGUUGCUGAUUUCUCACAAUGUUUGCUCCAGUGAUAAAGUCUAUGGAAAAUUAAUAGACAACACCAUGUUCUGCGCUGGUCACCUUGAGGGAGGAGUCGACUCAUGUCAGGGCGACUCUGGAGGGCCCUUAACUUGCGUGAGGGACCAGGCCCAUUACGUCUAUGGCAUUGUUAGCUGGGGAGACAGCUGUGGAGAAAAGAAUAAACCCGGAGUAUACACUCAGGUCACACACUUCCUAGACUGGAUCAAUGCAAAAACGUCCAGCAAGGCUCCUUAAAUCCUCUUGCUGUUGGAAUAAAUCUGAAAGAGUUUGUUUA
Messenger RNA from Trichomycterus rosablanca, 2070 nucleotides. Its product is annotated as hyaluronan-binding protein 2-like. The transcript is spliced from 13 exons. Gene Ontology annotation, molecular function: serine-type endopeptidase activity; calcium ion binding. The coding region runs from base 42 to 2030 and encodes 662 amino acids. NCBI's taxonomy places the organism in Eukaryota, Metazoa, Chordata, Actinopteri, Siluriformes, Trichomycteridae. Gene Ontology annotation, biological process: proteolysis. The record is from RefSeq and is a predicted model, not a curated record.